Dimorphilus gyrociliatus is the source of this 2537-nucleotide messenger RNA. Lineage: Eukaryota; Metazoa; Annelida; Polychaeta; Dinophilidae. The record is from the annotation of a GenBank genome assembly.
ACUCAUCUACGUCACUAUCGGAACAGUCCUAACCAUUGGAGAGCAAUUUCGUGGAAUUGUUAACGAAUAUUGUGUGAAUCUACGCACCAUCAAUCCAACCUAAGGGUUUAAUUAGUGAUCAAAAAUAUUUGGUGGAUAAAAAUGCCAAAAACGACAAGAAAGAAAGGAAAACGAAGGUAAAUAUUUGCGAUAUUUGUGGGUCACCCUCCUCACCUACUGACCCCUAAAGUUGAACGCAACUUAUAACCAGUAGAUAUAGUUAUAUUUCUUGUUAUUUGAAUAAGUGUAGUAUUUCGAUGAUAGUUAAGCCCUAUGAGCGUAAUAGUCUACGAGAGUUUCAACGAUGGUAAACUAGGGAAUAACGUUUUUUACCGUAAAGCGUUUUACUGUAAACAUUUAUCCGCGAGAUGUCGUUGUAAUUGGUCAGUGUCUGAUUUAAUCAUUAGACUUACUUUCUGCCACCGUAGAAGAUGCCCUACAAGUAAUAACUCUGUUUUAUUUCCCGAAUACUAAUAUAAAACCUUACCUAGUAAUAUUUUCUUGUUAGAUUUCUACUCUACUUUUUGUUUUUGUUGUUUUUUUUUCGUUUUGUUAAUAAAUCUUUCUUAGUCCCUUCUAAAGUCUUCUGUUGAACUUGAAAUCGAACGAUAUUGGUAAUAGAGCAAGAUUAUCUACAAUCUAAAAAGAGAGAUUUCGCAACUAGAUAGAUACUAUUAGGGAAGAAUCCAUUGAAUGAAAUCUGUCUUGAUGAACGGUGUUUUAAUAAAUGUAGCUUGUUUGGAGAAGGUAAUACAAGCUGAAAAACAAUCGAAUUUUUAUAUAUAACACACUCUAGAAAUAUUGAUAAGAACUAAUUAAAACAGCUAUUGCUAAUAAAAUGACAUUUUAUAUAUUUAUAUUAUAGAAAUAGCGAAAAGAGAAAGGCUAUGAGUAGAGAUGCUGCUCGAACUAGACGAACUAAGGAGUCUGAAAUCUUUCAAGAGCUAACCGCUCUCUUACCGAUAAAUGAAACGUUCAGGCAGCAAAUUGACAAAGCAGCAUCCUUAAGAUUAUGCCUAUCUCAUGUGACCUUAAGACAUCUGUUUGGAGAUGAAAGUCGAGCUGGCACCGAAGACAAGGUUAGCCAAUAUUGUUUAAGAAGUUUAGAUGGAUUUGUUAUGCUGCUAAAGAACGAUGGACAGAUUAUUUUCGUUAACGAAAGUUCGUUAAAAGAAUUAGGCCUCUGCCAAAUUGAUCUGAUUGGGCAGCAAGUUUUUGAAUUCAUUCAUCCUAGCGAUCACGACGAGAUCAACGAAGUUUUCAAGUGCUUAAGAAUUCCUAUUGAUAAUGAGAGGAAAGAGUUUUUCAUUCGAUUUAAAUGCACGUUAACAACAAAAGGAAGAAGUGUAAAUCUGAAAAGUGCUGCUCACAAGGUAUUUCGGUGCAUAGCCCAGAAUUUAAGAGUAAACAGCCAGCAUUCGCAAAAUGUGAAAUUUCUAACGCCCUACGUACUUAUGUAUGUCGAACCAAUUCCCCAUCCAAGCCAUGUUGAAACGCCAUUAGACGGACAAACCUUUGUAACGCGACACACGAUGGAUAUGAAGUUUAUCGAAGUUGACGAGAAAACAGCUGACUUACUUGGUUAUGAAUCGGACGAAUUGAUAGGAAAGUGCUUGUAUGAAUUUCAUCACGGCUCCGAUUGUGCUCAGCUGAGGGAACAUUUUAAAAAUCUGUUGAACAAAGGUCAAAUGAAAACGGGUUUAUAUCGUAUUAUUGCAAAAUACGGUGGCUUCAUUUGGGCUCAUACCCAAGCCACUUUACUCUAUGACAAAUAUGACAAACCUCAAUAUGUCUUGUGCGUUAAUUUCGCUGUCGGAUCUAUCGAAUAUCCUGGAAUUAUCCUAUCUACUGAACAGUCCUUGAAAAACGAAACAAUCUCUUUGCCAGACUUUACAGAAAAUGACGACUUACUCGACGAAUACUUUGGAGGAGACAAGAAAAGGGAAACACUGUUAAAGCCAGAGGACGUUGAACUGGAGCAGAGGGCGCCGUUUAUAUCAAUGGCUGAUGUUGACGACUACACGUUUGAUAUGGUAAAACCAUCUUCAAUUCUUGAUGAUUCACCAGAAUUGCUGGGUAGUACCGAAAUGAUUUUCUCCUCGAAACACACCGAUUUGGAGAUUGGACCAGAGUCGGAAAAGAAAUCUUCAAUGUUUGUCCCGAGAUCAAAAGCGUCCGAUGUCAUCUGUAAUAUAUACGCUUCCGCAGAGAGAGAGCAACAUCCAUCUAAAACGAAAAAGUCAUUGAGAGGCGGCAAUCCUUCCGACGAUUACGGAGGAAUACUGCAAAAAUUGUUGGUUAGCGGAAAGGACGAUGAGAACGGCUAUACACUACCGUCUUCGCAAUCGAAUAUUUUAGAGCUAAUGAAUUCAAUGACGCCACCAACAUCUCCACUUGAAUCGGCCAACUUGCGUGCGAAUUUCGUUGCCAGUAGUAUGUUAUCUAGUAGCGACAAUGGUGAAUUGUUUAACGAGGGACUGGGAGAUAUUUUGAAUUAG